Messenger RNA from Mesorhabditis belari, 564 nucleotides. The record is from the annotation of a GenBank genome assembly. Lineage: Eukaryota; Metazoa; Nematoda; Chromadorea; Rhabditida; Rhabditidae.
AUGGGAAUUGAUAUCAACCAUAAGAAUGACCGCAAGGUUCGCCGCACGGCUCCAAAGAGCGAGGAUCCCUAUCUCCGUGUACUUGUGAAGGUCUAUCGCUAUCUCGCCAACCGCACAGGAAAGAAGUUCAACAGCAUUGUUCUCAAGAGGCUUUUUAUGGCUCGCAGACACCGUGCUCCAAUUUCGAUUGCCCGUAUCGCUCGUUUCCUCAAGCGCAAAGGGAACGACAACAAAAUCGUCGUUACCUGCAGCACCGUCACCGAUGAUGUUCGUCUCAACGAGGUUCCCAAGUUCACUCUUGCCGCUCUCCGUGUUACCGAAGGAGCCCGUGCUCGUAUCCUGAAGGCUGGAGGAGAGAUCAUUACCUUGGACCAACUUGCCCAGCGUUCUCCUCAUGGGGAAAACACACUUCUCAUUCAAGGACCCCGAAAGGCUCGUGAAGCUGAGAAACACUUUGGAAAGGCGCCUGGAGUUCCACACAGUCAUGCUAAACCUUUGGUGCGCGCCAAGGGCCGAAAGUUCGAGCGUGCUAGAGGCAGAAGGGCAUCAAGAGGAUACAAAGCC